CGGGGACCAUGGCCGCGCAGCCCGGUGCCGCACUGCCCGACGACUUAAGUGACCUGCUGAGGGAGUUCGAUGAGGUGAUUGAGGACUUUGACAGGGGCCCUGCGUGUCAGUAUGAACAGCAUUUGGAGGACCUGAAGAGGAAAGCAGGCCACAGCGUGUACGACAGCGGCAUCGAUGAGCUGGAGAGCACCAGCACCUCGCCACGAAGCAGUCUAAACUCCAGUGAGGAGGAUCUCAAUGCUCCUGCUACUACUUACCCCRCUAAAGCUAAGCUUGGAGACACCCAGGAGCUGGAAGAGUUCAUUGCAGAUCUGGACAAAGCGCUAGAGGAGAUGUGAGCUGUACCUUUGGCGGAGAGUUUGGAGAGUAUUCGCAGCUGGUGAUCCUAUAGCCUCCCUGAUGAACCUUCUGUUUCUGUGCCUCCUUCUUCCCACUGCCUGUGCAGGCAGCAGCACUUCCAUGCCACAUGGUCUUACUGUGCACCAGGGAAGAGCCUGCCCGGUGCCAACCACCACCUUCUGGCAUAGCCUCAAGCACAAAUGUGGACUGAUCAUCUCAACUGACCAGCCUUUUCCAAUCUGCUUUUUCAUUUGACUCYUUAACUGGCCCCAAGAGAGUGGGGAUGCUGUGUCUGAGUUCCUGAGUACCUCUUUGUGCCAGUCCUUUGGCAGUGUUGGACUUGGGUCUAUGGCAGCUUACUGUGAUCUGAGCUUGUCCCACCAUCAGCCAGAGAAUAUCACCUUCAAGGGGAAGAUGGUAUGUGUGGUGGUGGGAUUUCUUGCUAAGUUGAACCACAAGCGCUCUUUGGUAAACUGAGACCAAGCUGGAUGUCCUGCUUCACUGCUCCAGCUGACUUCUAGGAGCAAUGGGAGGUUGCGGGUGCUCCACAGCCACAAAGCAGCUCUGUGCUCAGCACUGUCAGGAGAUCUGCUGAUGUUUGCUGCCUGGUGACCACUGGCAAUGGUAUAGAUGGCUCUGCUGAAGCUCAUGUAAGCCUCUGCUUCCACGGGUAGAGCAGGACU
Molecule: messenger RNA, 1022 nt
Organism: Nothoprocta perdicaria
Lineage: Eukaryota; Metazoa; Chordata; Aves; Tinamiformes; Tinamidae
Product: regulator of cell cycle RGCC-like
Exons: 5
Coding region: 9-338 (109 amino acids)
Biological process (GO): regulation of cell cycle
Cellular component (GO): cytoplasm
Molecular function (GO): protein kinase activator activity; protein kinase binding
Source: RefSeq, a predicted model, not a curated record